CCGUGAUCUGGGGGCGGGGCUUACGGCCCAGGUCCGCACUGUAAGUUCCCAGGCUCUCCCUGGUGCUCUAUCUUAACCGCGCAGCUCUGCAGCUUUGCCGGCGCACCUCAAGCUUCUCAACCCUGUACUAAAGAGAGAAUCUUGGAACAAAAAGCAAAACACACCGCUGCUGGCGAGACAUCACCUUUCUGCCUCUACUUCUCCAAAACGACUUUCAUCCAUUUGGGAAGAAAAGUAGGGUGUACCCACACACCCUGUCUUUUUUUGGCCUUUAAUCUAACUUUUUCUAAUUCCGUGGGCCAACUUUGAUCACAUUUUACCCUCUAAUCUUUGGUUUUUGGCAAGCGUGAACAUCAGCCCUCCGGAGCCAGUGUUGAGAGAGCACUGAGGAGGCCAGUGUGCUGAAGUCGCCAUGUCCACCAAGGUCCCCAUCUAUUUGAAACGUGGCAGCCGCAAAGGCAAGAAAGAGAAGCUUCGGGACCUGCUGUCCUCAGACAUGAUCAGCCCGCCGCUUGGGGACUUCCGCCACACUAUUCACAUCGGCAGCGGCGGCGGUGAUGACAUGUUCGGGGACAUCUCCUUCCUGCAGGGAAAGUUCCAUCUCCUUCCAGGGACAGCAGCGGAGGAGGCCGAAGAGGACGGUGGCUUCGACCUUCCCUUCCAGUUCACUCGCACUGCCACAGUGUGUGGGCGAGAGCUGCCGGAUGGCCUGUCACCUCUGCUCAAAAACGCCAUCUCCCUUCCUGUUAUUGGCGGCCCUCAGGCCCUCACCCUGCCCACAGCUCAGGCUCCACCUAAGCCCCCGCGCUUGCACCUGGAGUCCCCACAGCCUUCUCCAAAGUCCUCCCCGCAGGAGGCAGGAAAUGUGGACAUCUGGAGGGUGCCAGAGGCUGGCUCGCCCCACAAUGGGAUGAGCGCUGAGCCAGAGGCCGAGGAGCCCUUCCUGUCGCAUGCCAGCUCCCUGCUGUCUCUGCACGUGGACCUGGGGCCUUCUAUCCUGGACGAUGUCCUCCAGAUUAUGGAUCAGGACCUGGGCCGUGUACAGAUCCCCACAUAGGACCCUUGACUGACAGGCAGGUCACCCAGGCUGUGGUGAUGCCUAGAGACAUCGAUGGACAUGGUCCUGACCUAGGAGUCAGGGUCGCAGGUCCCACCUAUGGGUGCUGGCCAGUGACUGUCAUUUUGAGCCUUGGUUUUCUUCCCUCCUCCCAGGGGACAGAGUGCAUCUUUGUUUGAUCUAACAGCAUCCACAGGGGACUCCUGCAGAUGUUGCCCCAGAGACUCUUGAGCCCCUUAGGUCAUUUAGAUCCUCACUGCCAAUUGUCCCCUUUCCCUUAGGUCCUUCCCAGACAUGGCUCUGAUGAUAUGGACCCCACCACCCCCUUUCCAACUACCCUCCACCUCAGCAUCAUUGGAUACCCUUCCCGUCCGUCUUUGUGUCUCGGUCUGGGAGCCCGCCAUCCAUAACCAGAUAUGUCCUUGUGUCCUAGCCAUCCCGUCCUCACAUGACCAGGUGAUUCUGGUUGCAAUAAAACAUGCUGCUGCUUAUAGCUGAGCACCCUGAGCUCUUGUCCCUGGGGCUUCCUUCGAGGGUGGGCCAGACUCCUCAAACAGCAGGCUCACGUGGGAAAUGCUCCACCCUAGAAGAUUCCAUAGAGGCUGA
Molecule: messenger RNA, 1663 nt
Organism: Acomys russatus (golden spiny mouse)
Lineage: Eukaryota; Metazoa; Chordata; Mammalia; Rodentia; Muridae
Gene: Cdc42ep2
Product: CDC42 effector protein 2
Exons: 2
Coding region: 413-1057 (214 amino acids)
Source: RefSeq, a predicted model, not a curated record